Messenger RNA from Blepharisma stoltei, 3500 nucleotides. Lineage: Eukaryota; Ciliophora; Heterotrichea; Heterotrichida; Blepharismidae. The record is from the annotation of a GenBank genome assembly.
AUGUGGCAGCCUCAUAUGCCUACUUUGCAAGGAAUUACUAAAGCUCUUUUAGACGCAUCCAAAAACAAAAGACGAAAGCCCAACCAAAACUUUUGGGUCUGCUUAGACAAAUAUAAAGAUGACCCCUACUUGUCAUGCUAUUUAAUGUUUAUGUCAAGAAACAUAUCUUUACAGCCUACACUUAGAAAUCUCAUAAAUGAUUAUAUAAUAUCAAGCUUGAAACUAAAAAGAGAGAUUUCUGCAGAAUGCAUGAUAUUUAUGCAGCAAAAUAUCGUAAUGUAUUUAGAUGAUCCCGAGGUAUCAUCAUAUAUGAUAGAAUUAGCGAAUAUUUUGUAUAACACUCAAGACACCUGUCCACAAAUAAUUGAGCUGCUUACUCCCCCCCCCCCUCCGUGAGUGAACAAAACCAUUAGAAAAAUCCCUAUUUUUUGCCCAAAAACCCACCCUCCGUGAGUGAACAAAAAUUUUUUUAAUAGAAAAUUUUUUUAUGGAAAAAAAAUUUGAUAUAUAAAUGAUAAUUAGUAUAAUGAAAUCUAGAGCUAAUUCUGUUUAAUUUUAAAAACAAAUUGCUCUUUAAAACAUAAAUUUUAUAAAUUAAAUUAAUUUUUGCUUUCCAAUUUUUGCGAAUUAGGAUUUUUUUAAAUUUCGAAAAAAAAUAUUUUUUAUAAAAUUUAUAUAUAAUUUUGUUUUAAAAAAAAAAUUAACCCCCCUCCGUGAGUGAACAAAAUUUUUUUGUUCACUCACGGAGGGGGGGGGGAGUUAGCAACAGCCUUGAUUCGAAUGCUGCGAUUGUUUUAUUUAAAUAUAAAUUUUUAAAUUAUAUUCUGCUAUUUGGAAUUUCUUAUAUGUUUUUACCCUAAAAGUCUUUUUCUUUAUAUUUUUAAUAAUGCUGCUAUUCGAGCAUUGACUUUGAUUUUAAAUAAAGCAAGCUCAAAAAAGGUAGAGUUAAAUACCAGCACUGAGGCUUUAAGAAAUAUUUCUCAAAAAUUGAUAUCUCAAACACAAAGAGAACAGGUAAAUGCAAUUUAUUGUAUGAACAAUUUAAUUGCACUCAAUUUGCAAGUCGUUGAUUCUUAUAUAAUUUCUUAUUUAGAUGCCCUAUUGAAAUUAAAUAACUCUGAACUAGACCAGACUUUAGAAGCAAUUGCAAGUGGAUUUUUAACUAUUGGAGCAGGACACAAAAACCUAAUAUCAGCCAGAAUUCAAGAUUGCUCUAAAUUAAUGAUAAAAGGCUUAAGAAGUAAGCUAAAAAUUUGCUGUGAGUUUUGGAAAUUCUGUAUUAUUGCAAAAAUUCCUAUUUAUCCUUCUCUUUUAAGUCUCUUAUCCCUCCAUGAACAAGCCAAACCAUUGAAGAAAUACCCUCCGUAGGAGCAUAAAAUUUUGUUAAUAAAAGUAUUUUGGAAAAAAUUUAACUUAAAAAAAAAAUCAAAUAUCUGUGAAAAAAAAUAUUUGCUCAGGAGGAUUAGAAGCUUCUAUAAGCAACUUGAUUAUAGACAGCUCUCCUAGCUCUGAAAUUAUAAGAAAUUGCAGCAUUGAGCUGCUUGAAUUACUCGCACCUCAUUUUAAAGAGCCUUGCUUUACUGCACUACAAGAAUUUAUAGACAGCAAAAUCCACAAUGAAAACUGAAUAAAAGCAGAAGCAGCCAUAAAAGCUUUGGCAUGUUUAUCUAACUCUGGAAAUGAAAUCCAUAAUUAUGUAAGGAAUAAUAUAUCAUAUAUCAUGAGAUUUUUGCAGCACGAUAAAAAACAAUUGAUUAGUACAGUCAUUUCUAUGAUAUCUGUGUAUCCAAAUGAAAUUAUUCAAAGUGCACAAUUUAAAAAUUAUAUUUGAAGGCUUUUAAAUCUUAUAAAUGGAAAUGAUAAAGAAAUAGGGGUCAUAGCUUGUUCUGCACUAUUGGAAAUAAUAAAAACGAAGCCUGAGGAAGUAAAUGAAUUUUCGAGAGAGUGUGCAAUUCAGCUUUUAGCACCACUGGAAGAAUGAGACAAAAACAGCCUUGAUAAAAUCCUAGAGCCUUUGUAUGAAUUAGUUAUAAGCUAUAAUGAGCUUUUGGAUAACAGUAAUAGCAGAAUUUCCAUUUUCGCAGUUUUAUUCGAUUCUCUAACUCGCUUAUUAAAUAUAGAACAUAUUUUUGCUCUAAUCCCUAUUUCUUAUGGCCGUUAUACGCCAUUUUCAUAUUAAAUUUCAAAUGAUGAAUUUUCCGCACUAAAAUCUGCGUUUUGAAGCGUAUAUUUGGUUUCAACAUACCAAACUCAAAAUGGCAUGCAUAUGAUAAUAAACGUAUCAUCUCUUAUAAGUAUUUAUUUGUUAGUUUUAAUUUAUAUCAAAAAUCUUUAAAUUUUUUGAUACAAAUGUAAUAUUAAAUAAUAUAGUAAGAGGUAUCCAAGAUGAUAAUCCAGCAUUAGCCAUUGCAUUUAAUUUGAUGAUAGCAAUAAUAAAAGCUUCAUCUGAAGGCUUGAGAAAAUACUUAAAAAGCGUUUUGACAAAAGCUCAGAGAGUUAUUGAAGUAUCAGUUUCCAGAAGGAAUCCUGAGCUUUUCAACACUUGCUUAUAUUUAAUUAUAGAAAUUCUGAAAUCAAAUGUCUUAAAGCCAAAAAGCUACUCGCUUGUCCCUACAUUGGAAUUUUGCUUGAAUUCUCGAGAUAAUAUUGUGCUUGAAAACUGCUUAAAAUUCAUGAUAAACUUGCUUGGAUUUACUAAUGAAUUUGACUCUAUAUCAUCUAAGUUUAUAUAUAAAUUAUUGGAGAUGCUUGAUGUGAGAAGAAAUUCUUUAAAAACCAUAGCAAUAGCCUCUGAAGCCUUACUCCCCCCCCCCCCCAUCCAUGAACGAACAAAAAAUUUUGUUCAUUUUUUUUUUUUAAAUUUAUUUUUAAUUUAAUAAAAUUCAUUUCGUAAAAAUUGAGAAGUAAAAAUUAAUUUAAUUUAAUAUUUUAAAAUGCAAUUUGUUUAAAUUAAGCAGGAAUUAUCUAGGAAUUUCAUUAUACUAAUAAUCACUUGUAUAUCAAAUUUGUAUAUCAAAAAAAUUUUUUGUUCGCUCACGGAGGGUGGGUUUUUGGGCAAAAAAUAGAGUUUUUCCAAUGUUUAGUUCACUCAAGGGGAUUUAGGGAAUUUUUCUAUUAAAUAUCCUGAGGAAACAAGCAAGCUAGUACCAGAAAUCGCUGAAAGAAUGAUGCUGGCAGCUAGAUUAAAUAACUGUAGCCAAAAGCUUAGAAGCUCAAUUUAUUUAUCGAUUGGAAUGCUUGGGCUCUCGAAUCCGAAUGCUUUGUCUACUAUUUUAAGUGAAUUUGCAAAGAACUGAAUUGAUGGAAUGAGAGGUUUUCCAAAUGAUUCUGCUAAAAUAAACAGUUUUAGAGGAAUUUAUGAAAGCAUAUCUUUAUUAAAGCACCAAAAGAAAUACGAUAUAUUAAUUGAAGCUUACAAAGAAAUCCAAAAUCCUCCUCCAGAUCUCCAAAAUAAAAUGGGUAGGAUUGCGCUUGGGAAUAUAAAUCAAUAUAAAAAAUAA